UUAGUGAGAGAAAUUCCCCAAUUGAUCAAACGUGGGGCUCUCUCUCCGAGUUCAUUUAGGACACAAUUUUCUGUUUUCCGGCAAUUUUCACAAGAAAAGAAACCAAAGACAGGGAGAAACGGAAGGGGCAGCCGGAGAAUGUGGAGUGAUUGAGGGAGGAAAGAGAAUGGCAAUGUACAGACAAUCAGGAUGGACGGACAGAGUAGGCCUCCGAGGAGGAGGGGGAUGUCCCGGAGACAAUGGCGGCAGCAACAGCAACAGCAACGACCAUCACCACCACCACCACGAGGGUGGCGGUCCGCCUCCUGACUCAGUGAGCGUCCGAGUUGCUCCCCACCACAGGGUUGGUGCCGCUGGUGCACGCAACAGGCGUUCCGGCCGUUCGGAGAAGGCCUUGCUCAAGCUUUCCUCUAGAAGGGGCCUCCUCUUCAUCCUCCCUUCUCUGCUUCUCAUCUUUGUAACUUUCUUCGCCUUCUCAAUCCUCUCCAGAGACACCAAAGAUGUUCAACAUUUUUAUGAUCAAACUAAGACCAAUAGUAUGGAUAGUCUUUCAAAUGCCACAAAGAAAAAUGCAGCGUUCAAGGUUCUCAAAUUUGGACAUGGUUCUGUUUCACUUGGACGAGACUCUAGGUACUGGGAUGGUGAUGACAGGAGAAGAGACGAUGAAUACAAUGAAGAUGCUGUUGAACACUAUAAUGUGACCAUUUCUAUUUCUCGUGGAAGGAAGCAUGUCAGAGAGAAAUGGAAGAAACAAGAGGAUCCUUACAAAUCUGCAGAGGGCCAUGUUGUUACAAGUGUGUCUGAGAAUGUUCCAGUAAAGGGCACUUUUGGAAGGCCUCUUACUAAACAAACUUGGAACUAUAAAAAUAAAAGGUUGUACAAUGAAGGAGGUCAGAAUGAACUGAAACACUAUGAAGCAGAGUUCCAGGCAUCAAAAGAGAAAGAAGAGGGCAGAGAAAAAUAUUCAUCAAGUGAUUCUCACUCUGCACAGAAAAAUAAAAAUAAACUUUCUUCCAUGGAGGAUAUGGAUGAAGGGUCACAGAGUGACAAAAUUGACAUUGAUGAUGAAUAUGAUAUUGAUGUUCAAGAUAUUAACGUUGAUGAUGAAAUAGAUGGAAGCAAUGAUCAAACUGAUUCUUCCUUCCAGAAAUAUCAUAGUAAAAAGGAACUUGUUAGCGGCAUCACAAGGGAAGAUUCUUCUAUAUUAUCAGAAAGGUCUGCUGGUGAUAAAGCUCAAAAUGUGCAUAAUGGUGGUGCUGAAGGUCACUCUGCUAAGACUACCAGCUUGGGAACAAAGUCCUCUGUAAAAAGGAGAGGGAAGCGACACAAAAAUACCAGUGCCUCGUGCGGGAUGAAGUUCUUGAACUCAUCAUCACAUGUUAUAGAGCCUUUAGAGAGUAAGAAAUUUAUGAGAUUCUCACUGCAUUACACUGAAAGAGAGGAUGCACCUAGCGGGUUAGAAAAUUGGGAGCCGAGAUUUGCUGGGCAUCAAAGUCUUGAAGAGCGAGAACGGUCAUUUAAUGCAUCUGACCAAAGAAUAAAUUGUGGAUUUGUUAAGGGACCGAGUGGGUUCCCAAGUACUGGGUUUGACCUUGCAGAGGAUGAUAUGAAGUUCAUGAGUAGUUGCCACAUAGCUGUAUCAUCAUGCAUAUUUGGGAACUCUGAUCGCUUGCGAGUACCUAAUAAUAAAAUGGUUUCUCGUUUGUCAAGAAAAAGUGUUUGCUUUGUGAUGUUUGUGGAUGAGAAUACAUUGGAAACCAUGUCCCUAGAAGGCCAAAAACCUGAUCAAAUGGGUUUUGUUGGUUUGUGGAAGAUUGUGGUGGUAAAAAAUUUACCAUAUUCAGACAUGCGGCGAGUGGGAAAAGUUCCAAAAUUUCUUGCUCAUCGACUUUUCACAACGGCAAGGUACUCUAUAUGGCUAGACAGUAAGCUGCGCCUUCAAAAUGAUCCACUUCUUAUCCUGGAGUACUUUCUUUUCAGAAAAGGCCAUGAGUAUGCAAUUUCUAAUCACUAUGAUCGACACUGUGUUUGGGAGGAGGUUAUGCAGAACAAGAGGCUUGACAAGUUCAAUCACACCUUAAUUGACCAACAAUUUGAUUUUUACCAGGCUGAUGGGCUAAAAAGAUUUAAUGCAUCUGAUUCGGAUAAGCUGCUACCUAGCUAUGUACCUGAAGGUUCCUUCAUAGUGCGAGCACAUACAGCAAUGUCCAAUUUGUUCUCGUGUCUUUGGUUCAAUGAAGUUGAUCGCUUUACACCAAGAGACCAGCUAAGCUUUGCAUACACGUAUUUGAAGCUGAGAAAGAUGAACCCAGAAAAACCUUUCUACCUCCACAUGUUCAAGGACUGUGAGAGAAGAUUAAUUACAAAGCUAUACCGUCACAGAAAUGAGAACAAACGAAACCUUCCCUCGCAAGCAAUAGAAUGACAAUUUGGAGUUACCAAAUCAUCUGGUGACAAUGGGUUGUCUCCCAUGCAGUAUUGCAAAGACUUUCCUGCCGACCAACCUGCUGUGCUGCUCAGCCAUAAAAUCGUUCAGACGUCAUUGGCAGUUAAGGCAACAUGGUCCCGAUGGUCGAAAGUAAUUGAAAAGUUUCAGGUAGCAUUUGCAUAUUAUCGGCUACUAUUGGAGGCCAGGGGCAGAUGCUGCAAUUUUUCCAGGUCAUGCUUAUGUAAUUUUAGUAAAUUGGUGCUUUUCUUUUCCCAGUUUUGGGAUAUAUUCAUUUUGUUUGUACCAAUCCACAUCGAUUGUUUGGCUCACUUCAUUCCAAAGCACGUUCUCUUUCAGAGACGUGAAAGUCUUGUGGGCUUUGUAUUUCAAGUGCUGUUACUGAAAGCCAGCCAUUUCAAUUUGCUUUUGCGAAUUGGCUACGGUACAAAAGCAGCGCCUCAUGUAGAUGUUUCACCAGCCUUAUUGACCUUUAAUGUAAUUCUUUUUCAUUCCCA
Nymphaea colorata (pocket water lily) is the source of this 2943-nucleotide messenger RNA. RefSeq lists its product as uncharacterized. The record is from RefSeq and is a predicted model, not a curated record. The transcript is spliced from 8 exons. The coding region runs from base 167 to 2425 and encodes 752 amino acids. NCBI's taxonomy places the organism in Eukaryota, Viridiplantae, Streptophyta, Magnoliopsida, Nymphaeales, Nymphaeaceae.